AUGCAUGAACUCAUAUUUGCUUUGGUUGGCCUGUUCGCUAUCACAGGCGCCAGUCCCAUGCCCCUCCAAGAGUCUUCAGCCCUUGCCCAACGUGAUGUCCUCCAGAGGCUGCCCGAAAGCGCCAACUCUCUAGAACUUACCCUUCAACCUCUUCUCGACUACGACAGUGACGGAUGUUACAACACUGCUGCCAUCGACCCCUCAGGCCGAACCAACCCAGGCAAAGGCGCAACUGGUACACCUCAAGGCCAGUGUAGAGAUCGUGCGCAGCUCGAGAAUAGCAAUGCAUACUCUCGUAAGAGAUGUAACAACGGCUACUGUGCUGUCAUGUACGAAUACUAUUUCGAAAAAGACCAAGCUGUCGGCGGUAGCUUUCUCGGUGGCCAUCGUCAUGACUGGGAGAACAUUGUCGUCUUUUCGCAGGGUAGCAAGGUUGUUCGAGUUGCACCCUCUUGCCAUGGCAAAUAUAAUAAUGCCAAAAACUCAUUUCCGUUGAAUGAUAAGCACCCUCUUAUGGUCUACCAUAAAGAUGGUGCCGGCACUCAUUGUUUUCGAUUCGCCAAUGACAAUGAUAUUGCGCAUCCUGAAAACCCAUUUGGAGUCUUCUAUCACAGCCCUCUUGUAGGUUGGGAUAAUUGGCCGAGCAUUAAUCUUCGAAACACAAUGCUCAACGCUUGGAAGGGCGGCGUUGGUCCUAAGCUCGAUGACGAAUUUGGCGAUUCAUUGAAGAACGCUGCUGGAAAUGCUCUCCCGGGCUUUGAUCCCUACACCGAUUCUUAG
Messenger RNA from Fusarium redolens, 780 nucleotides. Its product is annotated as necrosis inducing protein-domain-containing protein. The transcript has a single exon. The record is from RefSeq and is a predicted model, not a curated record. NCBI's taxonomy places the organism in Eukaryota, Fungi, Ascomycota, Sordariomycetes, Hypocreales, Nectriaceae. The coding region runs from base 1 to 780 and encodes 259 amino acids.